Molecule: messenger RNA, 1424 nt
Organism: Aethina tumida (small hive beetle)
Lineage: Eukaryota; Metazoa; Arthropoda; Insecta; Coleoptera; Nitidulidae
Product: actin-5C
Exons: 2
Coding region: 177-1307 (376 amino acids)
Biological process (GO): mitotic cytokinesis
Source: RefSeq, a predicted model, not a curated record
GGUGGGACGCGUAACUAUAUAACAGUUGAGGAUCCGCUUAUUGCCAGACAUUCCAGUCUUGUGAUAUUUGGGGUGCGUGUCGUGUCGUGCGCCGGCGAGUUAAUUUAUAUAUUUAUACAACUAAAUCAUUUUUUUAAAUCUUCUCCAAAGCCAAAAAUAAUAACUAAUCCAACAAAAUGUGUGACGAAGAAGUAGCCGCAUUAGUCGUAGACAAUGGAUCCGGUAUGUGCAAAGCCGGUUUCGCCGGAGACGAUGCACCACGUGCCGUCUUCCCAUCCAUCGUCGGACGUCCCAGACAUCAGGGCGUCAUGGUCGGCAUGGGCCAAAAGGAUUCGUACGUCGGUGAUGAAGCCCAGAGCAAGAGAGGCAUUCUCACCUUGAAAUACCCGAUUGAACACGGUAUCGUAACAAACUGGGACGAUAUGGAGAAGAUCUGGCAUCACACCUUCUACAACGAAUUGCGUGUGGCCCCAGAAGAGCACCCAGUUCUCUUGACCGAAGCCCCAUUGAACCCUAAGGCCAAUCGUGAAAAGAUGACACAAAUCAUGUUUGAGACCUUCAACACACCUGCCAUGUACGUCGCUAUCCAGGCCGUACUCUCAUUGUACGCCUCCGGUCGUACCACCGGUAUCGUAUUGGAUUCCGGCGAUGGUGUCUCUCACACUGUCCCAAUCUAUGAAGGUUACGCCCUUCCCCAUGCCAUUCUUCGUCUGGAUUUGGCUGGCCGUGACUUGACUGAUUACCUCAUGAAGAUUUUGACUGAACGUGGUUAUUCCUUCACCACCACCGCUGAAAGGGAAAUCGUCAGAGACAUCAAGGAAAAAUUGUGCUAUGUCGCCCUUGACUUCGAACAGGAAAUGGCCACCGCCGCCAGCUCCAGCUCCUUGGAGAAGAGCUACGAACUUCCCGACGGUCAAGUUAUCACCAUCGGUAACGAACGUUUCCGUUGCCCAGAGGCUCUCUUCCAACCAUCCUUCUUGGGUAUGGAAGCCUGCGGCAUCCACGAGACCACUUACAACUCCAUCAUGAAGUGCGAUGUCGACAUCCGUAAGGACUUGUACGCCAACACCGUAUUGUCUGGAGGUACCACCAUGUACCCAGGAAUCGCCGACCGUAUGCAGAAGGAAAUCACCGCUCUUGCCCCAUCCACCAUGAAGAUCAAGAUCAUCGCACCACCAGAAAGGAAAUACUCCGUAUGGAUCGGUGGUUCCAUCUUGGCCUCUCUCUCCACUUUCCAACAAAUGUGGAUCUCCAAGCAAGAAUACGACGAAUCUGGUCCAUCUAUCGUUCACAGGAAGUGCUUCUAAUUUCACAUUUAUAUAUCGCAAGCAUUCCAUUUAUAUUACAUUGCUCGUUCCACUUUGUAUAUUUAUUAUAACCUGCGAUAGGCCUCCAGCACUUAGGAGCCAAAUUAUGAACUGCCC